AUGACGUCCAAAAUUGGAUUUACGCUCAUCUCAAACACGAGGCAUGUUUCUCGUGUUAAACGCAAAGGGAGUGCGAUUGGAAGGAUUGCAUACAUUGUGAAUGAAGACAAGAUAUUGCUCAGGCAGAGAUACAAAAAUCUAAAAAUCCAGUUAUUUUCAUUGCCAUUUGCUGCUGAACAAGUUGUUGCCAAAGUUGAGAUAAACAAUCCUAUAUUUCUAGACAAGGUCAGAGCUUUGAUCGAUAUGACAGUAACUAUCUAUCCAACUUUUGGGGUCCCUAAGCCGUCCUGCCAUGCCAUCCGCCCUCCCACUUUGAGCUUCCCGACAACCACCACCAAGCCCAAGGAGGCGCCGUCCUACUGCUACCUAAUACAAAGGCUGAUCAGAGAUUCAAAGGCUGAUCAGAGAUUUAAAUUUGUUGCUGAGCGGCGAUGUGAAGAACGAAAAGGGCUUGGUUCGCGAGCUAAUCAAUAUGACCUCUUCCUAAUCGUUGAUCUUAAGCGAGCCAAAAAAUGUUAUCAUCAAGGUUAUGGUUCUUUGACUUAUAGUGUUGUUUUGGCCUUCUCAACAGGAGUCGUAGAGGGAAGGAGGUCGCGACUUGCGUUUGCCACGGAUGAGCAGUCAGAGAGUGACCAAAUUUGGGCUCGAAAGAAAGGAAUUCUUAAUUCAACGAGCAUGGGUGGGCUGGGCUUCUGA
Molecule: messenger RNA, 696 nt
Organism: Striga asiatica
Lineage: Eukaryota; Viridiplantae; Streptophyta; Magnoliopsida; Lamiales; Orobanchaceae
Source: the annotation of a GenBank genome assembly